CAUGCUGCAGACACUUCUGAUUUUGAUUGUCUUUGCCGCAUUUUUUCCUGCAACCAGUCAGCAAUGUGUCAAGGCUAAUGAGUCUCAGUGUGCCAGUGUGGAGUUCACUCCAGGAUCUGACCUAGCAGGAGAAGGCUUUGACAUCACCACCAUGCAAAAGAAAGGAGCCUUCGUCAUCGACAUGAGCGUCUGGCUUCAGGCGGACAAGACCUGCACUCUGUGUAAAAACCCCUACAUGGGAGGUCAAAAGCAGAAAAUCCCAGUUUCUGUGGUGGACUGGAGACCAAGAAAGAAGUGCAACAUGAAGUUGUCCAGCUCCGUCUACCAGUCCAGUGAGGCCCUGGUCAGCUUUAUUACCUCCUCUGUUGAGAAUGACUGGAAGUCAGAUUUGCAAAUUAAUACUCCUAAGGCUCAGGGAUCAGUCAUGAUGGCAGGAAGUCACUCCAAGCUGGCUGACUAUUCAUUGGAGAAAAGCAAAAAAGACAAGUUCAGCUUCACCAGUCAUGCUGUCUCCUGUGGAUACUACAGAUACAGGGUUAAAAGCAAUCCACCCCUGCACCCAGAGCUACUUACUGAACUCCAAAGUCUCCCCAACCAAUAUGAUAAGACAACAAAGCAGAAAUAUUUUGGUCUGAUUGACAAGUUUGGCACUCAUUAUAUCACAAAGGUGACUCUUGGUGGAGAGGUUCGCUCUGUAACCAGCAUCAAGGAGUGCCAGGCGUCCCUUCAGGGUCUGACUGUAGACGAGGUGAAGAUGUGUCUGGACUUGGAGGCUUCUGCCAGUAAGGGUCCUGCUGCAGAGCUACAGAACAAGGCCCAUCACUGCAAGCAGGCCAAGGACAAGAAUCUGAGCCAAAAGAGCUUUGCUAGCAGCUUCAAUGACAGGGAAACCAAUGUGAUUGGUGGCCAAUCUCACAGUGGCGACCUGCUCUUCUCCUCCAACACUGACCCAAAUGCCUACAAGCAGUGGAUCUCAUCUCUGCCUGCUCACCCUGAUGUGAUCUCCUACUCGCUCGAGCCUCUUCAUAAGUUACUGCCAGAGAAAAAAACAGUCAAAGAGAAUCUGCGUAAUGCCAUCAAGGACUACAUCCUACAGAGGGCUCUGGUAAAAGACUGCUCAAGCCCAUGCAAAACUGGUGUGAAGACCAACCCGAAAGAACCUUGCAGCUGCAGCUGCCACAACAACCCAGGUGUGGCCCUCAACUGCUGCCCCACUCAGAGAGGAUAUGCUAAGGUUAGUGUAACUGUGAUUAAAGCCACAGAUUUAUAUGGAGAUUAUGGGUCCCAGACAGAUGGUUAUGUCAAGUUUUUCCGCAAUGGAAAGAUAUUCCAAGGAAAGACACCUGUGAUCUUGAAUCAAAACUCUCCAACUUGGAACUGGGAUUUAAGUUUUGACAUUGAAGACGUGACUCAGUUCAGAAGUGUGAAGUUGGAGGUGUGGGAUCAAGACAGCGGCUGGGAUGACGACCUUCUCGGAUCAUGCACUGUUCAACUGAAAUCUGGAGUGAAUCAAAAUGCCUGUUCCCUCAAUCAUGGAGUCCUUUAUUAUAAUGUGAUAGUGAAGUGCAUCCCUGCUCUCACUGGGCCAUUGUGUAUGGAGUACAUGCCGUCUCCCAUGGAUGCACAGCUGGAGAAAGUGUACACCUCCCGAAAUGCUCGCCCGAUUCCCAGAAGCAUGCUGCUGAAGAUGGGAGUGCUCCUCGAUGAACGCAUUCUCUGCUUCAACCAGACCGACAUACGUCAAUCUGUAGGUUUUGAAUUUUAGACUAAGUGUAGCUUCUGACCC
Messenger RNA from Clarias gariepinus (North African catfish), 1786 nucleotides. RefSeq names its product perforin-1-like. NCBI's taxonomy places the organism in Eukaryota, Metazoa, Chordata, Actinopteri, Siluriformes, Clariidae. The transcript is spliced from 4 exons. Gene Ontology annotation, biological process: immune response. Bases 2 to 1765 code for a protein of 587 amino acids. Gene Ontology annotation, cellular component: membrane attack complex. The record is from RefSeq and is a predicted model, not a curated record.